UUUAAAGUCAUGCCAACCACCAACCCAUUUUUAAAAUUUCUACAGAAGUUUAGAGCUGAAAAUCGUCAUCUCAGCAGUGUAGAAAUAGCCAAGCGUGGUGGAGCUAAGUGGCGUAAGAUGAGUGCUAAGGAAAAACUCAAAUAUGCACCGUCUGGUUCAGGACGUUUGUCACGCAUCGCACGUCAAUCCCGUGUUAAUCGUAGUAAUACACUUCGAAUUAAGAAACACCUUACCAGUCGCAUAUCUGCCAAAAAGAAACCAAGAAAACAACGGCGUGUUCAGUCAAAAGUAAAGAUACAUCCGUUGCACCUGAAACACUCCAGCAAACGCUCAACCACAUGGUUAGGCGCCAUGUGGGACCAACUUAUGCGUAUCUUCUCUUGGAACGAGGAGAAUACAGAGGAGACUUAACUAAACGAUAUACAUCUUUUUUAUUUUUAUAUAACAGACUACACUU
This is a messenger RNA of Teleopsis dalmanni, 457 nucleotides long. RefSeq lists its product as uncharacterized. The transcript is spliced from 2 exons. The coding region runs from base 10 to 411 and encodes 133 amino acids. The record is from RefSeq and is a predicted model, not a curated record. NCBI's taxonomy places the organism in Eukaryota, Metazoa, Arthropoda, Insecta, Diptera, Diopsidae.